This is a messenger RNA of Chelonoidis abingdonii (Abingdon island giant tortoise), 1912 nucleotides long. It is a transcript of the gene GAMT, whose product is annotated as guanidinoacetate N-methyltransferase. The record is from RefSeq and is a predicted model, not a curated record. Gene Ontology annotation, cellular component: nucleus; cytoplasm. Lineage: Eukaryota; Metazoa; Chordata; Testudines; Testudinidae. Gene Ontology annotation, molecular function: guanidinoacetate N-methyltransferase activity. Gene Ontology annotation, biological process: creatine biosynthetic process.
UCCUCCUCUCCCCCUUUCACUGGGCAUGCUCAGGACCACAGCCCAGAUAACCCAGGAGGAGCCUGUGCUCUGCUUUGCACGCGCAGCUUUUUCUGGCUUGCCUAUAUAAAGCCAGCGAGAGCACGGGGGCUCCUUUUCUCCCCCCAGCCUGCUGGCCUUUCCGCUCCGGUGGGAGUGCUAGCAGUGCCAUGAGCUCCUCCGAGGCUGCGCGUCCGAUCUUCCUGCAGGGAGAGAACUGCAAGCCGGCAUGGAAGGAGGCAGACGCUGGCUUCAAUCAGACGGACACCCACUUAGAGAUCUUGGGCAAACCGGUGAUGGAGAGGUGGGAGACCCCUUACAUGCAUUCUCUGGCUGCGGUAGCAGCCUCCAAAGGCGGCUGCGUGCUGGAAGUGGGGUUUGGCAUGGCCAUCGCCGCCACCAAACUGGAAGAGUUUGACAUUGAGGAGCAUUGGAUCAUUGAAUGCAAUGAGGGCGUCUUCCAGAGGCUGCAGGAGUGGGCCAAGAAACAGCCACACAAGGUCGUCCCCUUGAAGGGGCUGUGGGAAGACGUGGCGCCGAUGCUGCCAGAUGGACACUUUGACGGCAUCCUCUAUGAUACCUAUCCCCUCUCAGCAGAAACCUGGCACACCCACCAGUUCAGCUUUAUCAAGGGUCACGCUUUCCGCUUGCUGAAAGCCGGUGGCGUGCUUACCUACUGCAACCUGACGUCCUGGGGGGAGCUGCUCAAGACAGAGUACACGGACAUCGAGAAGAUGUUUGAGGAGACUCAAGUUGCACACCUGAUGGAGGCAGGGUUCAAGAAGGAGAACAUAAGCACCAGCGUGAUGAACUUGAUCCCGCCCGAGGACUGCCGCUACUACUCCUUCCACAAGAUGAUCACGCCCACCAUCCUCAAACAGUGAGCAGCCAUCAAGCACCCACUCCCAUCUCGCUCGCUUGGUUGCUGCAACAAAAAGCAAGUGAAGAAAUCCUGCCAGCAGGAGUGAAAAUGAAAUCAAGGACUGGCUACUGACAAUCCAGGGAGGGGAGGAAAUAUUCGUCGCUUUACAGUACUAAUGAGGGAACGUUAACAUAUCGAUUGGACUUUCCUAAAUCCUCCUUGCCCUCCAGUCUUCCUGGAAAGUAUAGAACUAGCACGUCGGUAGUGGACCCUGCACCACAAAGGGGCCAAGUGGCUAGGACUGGGAUUCAGGAUGCCUGCCUUCUAUUCCCAGCGCUGCCACUAAGCUGCUGAUGCGUAUGAACAAGUCACUGCCCCCUCUGUGCCUCAGUUUCCCCAUCCACAAUACAUCAUUAUCCUCUUCUCCCUACAAUGCUUUCAGAUCUAUGGCUCUAAGACACUAGGUCAGAGCUAGGUGUUAUUUGGUCAAAGAAACUGUCCUGGGGGCAGACCCCUUGUGGGAUGGCCUAGCUGUGGAUCUGGGACAUUCCUCCUACCUUUUUAAAGAAUGUUUUUAUUGUGGGGUUUGACCAGCGCUCAGAGCCCUAGCUGUAGGCUCCACAGAUUUUGAUUAAAGUAAAAAUCAAGAGGGGACUGUAGGUAACUUGAACAAGGGAUUUCCAAAUCUAGGUUCCCUGUGGAACACUGUCCUUUCUUUUUAAAGAUCAAGACUCGACUCUCCAAAACAAGCUGAGUAAAGCACCCUUCACCCCAGAACUUAAUUCUGAAAGCCUGACAUUUGCAUUUGCGUAAUUAAAUGAGAUUCAGACAACUCCCACAGCAAAUCUCAUGGGAAUCUCUUCUCAUAUUUUUGGCUAAUGGCCUGUUUUUAAUUAAGAUUUUGGUAACAAAUUCUUAUGACCUUCCUGGAAGUUUACCACUACAUGAAUUAGUUACCCACCUCUGUACACAGAUGUGCUGGAUAUGCUAUUAAUACGAACACUAAAGACAUUAAAUUGAUUUCAACCUACA